Molecule: messenger RNA, 2050 nt
Organism: Colossoma macropomum (tambaqui)
Lineage: Eukaryota; Metazoa; Chordata; Actinopteri; Characiformes; Serrasalmidae
Product: drebrin-like protein A
Exons: 12
Coding region: 116-2050 (644 amino acids)
Biological process (GO): postsynaptic actin cytoskeleton organization; positive regulation of axon extension; neuron projection morphogenesis
Cellular component (GO): lamellipodium; cortical actin cytoskeleton; dendrite
Molecular function (GO): actin filament binding
Source: RefSeq, a predicted model, not a curated record
CCAUGACUUUACAUGCUAACGGUCACUUAAGUAGCCUAAACUGGGCUGGGAUAAAACUUUUUAAAGCUAUUUUUCUUAAUUUUCCAACAGAAGACAGUUUGAAUUCAGCAUCACCAUGAAGUCGAGUAAGGAUAUUAAUCUGGACACCUACAACUUAUCUCUGAUAACGGCUAAAGAAGAUGUGCUGAACCCACGAACAUCCACAAACUGGGCACUGUUUGCUUAUGAUGGUGUGACAAACCGGCUCAAACUGGCAGACUCUGGUGUGGGUGGUGUAACUGAACUGGUCAGUAAGCUCCACCCUAGACGGCCUCUCUACGGGCUCUGCAGAGUGGACCGGCCGAACACUGCCCAGACCCAUAUCGUCAUGAUUAUCUGGGUAGGAAAAGAUUUGGAUGAAUAUCGUAGAACUCAGUGUGCUGCUCAUGUUCCCGCUAUCAAAUCCUUCUUCAAGGAGGUGCAUUUCUUUUUCCCUGCUUCUUCUGUGGAGGAUGUUACAGAGGAGAGGAUUUUUUCUGUGGCCUCUAAAGUGGCGGAGGUGAUGGAAAGAGAGAGAAUGAGACGAGGUUUACGACAGGAGGACAGAGAGGAGACUGUGGGAACUAAUUAUAAGAGGACGAUAGCAGCAGCAGAAAUACGCAAAACGCACCGAGAGAACUUCUGGGCUCAAGCAGAGAGAGAGGAAGAGGAGCGUAAAGAGGAAGAGCGCCGGAGGGCAGCAGAAGACAGGAGACGGAGGGAGCGAGAGAGAGUGCAGCAGGAAAAGAGGGAGGCGGAGGAGCGGGAGAGGAGAAUGAAUGAGAAACUGAAGAAGAUACAGGAGCAAAGACGGUUACAGGCUCAAGCAGAAGCGGAGAAACACAAACAGGAGCAGCUCAAAUGGGCUCAGCAGCAGCAGCAGUUUGAGGAGGAAAUGAGAUGUCGGUUCGCACACUCCGAAUCAGUGGAGAAAGCAGCCGAGGCAGCAGCUCUGGUGUCUCAGCGCAAAGGCAAUCCGAGACAGUUUUUCAGACAGCUCUCACUGUCCUCAUCUUCAUCCUCCAACACCCAACACACCCCACCCAACUCACCACGUACAGUGAGGAGUUCUACCAGGAAGUUCCAUCGCAGUUUGACUGACGCCUUUAUCUCCAUUAAAUCGUCUUCCUCCUCCCCCUCUUCUCCCUGUAGCCCUAAUCCACUCUCUCCUUUCUUUCCUUCGACUCCAACAUCGCAGAGCCCCACAGCACUCGGUCACAACACACACACCCAACCCCUGCACACACACUCUCCUCCAACGGAAGUCUCUCCCUCCAUAUCUCCAUUUCACUCAACCCAGAGUCCAAGUGGACAAACAGUGGUCUCUCAGUUGCCCUCUAGUGGUCAAAUAGUAGUAGAGAUUCCUGAAUCAGUCAUCAUUCUCCAGCCGUCUUCAUCAAUAAACACGCAAAUGUCAUUAACUGAAAUAGUUGAAAGCUUGGAUUUUUACCCUCGUCCACCCACUGCAGACUUCGAAGCUCAAAGUCUGGACCAAUCAGAAAGCAAGAUUUUGGUACAUCCUCAGCCCCAUUCGUCCAACUCUGUCACCCAGAAUUCUGUUUGUGAUGCAGAUCAGUCGGACAGCCAGAUCACAGCUCAAGUCCAGGCUGGUAUCAGUUCUACGCAGCCUCCGCCCACAGCCCCAUCACGGCCUCUACCUGCACUGCCAACGCAAGAGUUCAUCGUUUCCACAGAAGCAGAGGGAAAAAGAGAGAAAGAUGAUGGAGAGAAGGAACAGAGUGAGGUCAUGGACACACAGGAGGAUGAGGAAAAAGCAAGAGAGAGGAGGAGAGGAGAAAAAGAGGAGAACGAAAAAAGCCUGGAGGCUUGGGUGACUGCUCAGGCAUCUAUGAUAUCCAUCCCUGAGGAAGAGGGGGAUGAUGGAGAGAUGAGAGAGGAAGAAGAGGAAAAUGUGAGAGAAAGACAUGAAGUAGAGAUGAGAGACAAGGAGAAAGAGAAAGAAGCAAGAGAGGGGAAGGAUGAAAGGAGAAUGAAGAGGAAAAAGUGCAAGAGAGGAAGGAUGGAGAGAUGA